AUGAAAGCCCAAAUAGAGCAUGUGUCGCUAGAUUUUAUCAAGGAGAUUAACAACAACAUAUGUUCGCUACAGAUACAGAAUAAUAUUAUGUGCUUUGCCUUAAAAAGUGGACAGUUGUUUAUAAUAAAUUUAUCUGAUCCUUCCAAUGUAGUCAAGUUUCAAAUUCCAUUGAUAAAUCUGAACCAGGAGAGAUUGUUGCAUAUUUGGAUGAAUACCGCUGGUACAAGAGUUUUAGUAAAAACGAAUUUUGCAAAAUAUUAUAUGUGUAAUCUGACUCUUAUCAUAAAGUUUGGACAUGUUGCUGCAACCCAGUACAAAGAACAACAGUUUUUUGCUUUGAAGAAAUUGAAUAGAAAGGAUUGUGAUAUUAUUAGUGUUGAUUGGUCUUUUGAUCAGUUGCAGAUGUUGGUGGGAACUAGGCAAGGAAAAGCGUACUAUUUGGAUUUAAGACAGGGAGAUCCGUCGCCUACAAGAGUUUAUCUUAGCCAAUCGCCUAUUGACGGUAUACUUUGGUCCAAAACAGGAGGUGCCAUAAUUGUUGCUGGAAGCCAUAUUCUAUACUGGGCGCCGUGCAACUCGGGUGUUGUCGCAACAUUUACCAAGCAUCCUCCUACGGAGCAGGAAGACUUUGAAGCUUUGGACAAGGAAUCUAGUAUUAAGUUUACCGCUUACAAGGAUUCAUUUGCAUGGGUAACACGAGCUGGGAUUGUGUUUGGCAGUAUACAUCAAAAAGGUCGUUUGUUGUCCUCAUCCAAAAUGCUAUUAAGUGUGGAGCUUCCUCCAUCAAGGAACCGAAUAAAGGAUGUUGUCUUAACAGAUUAUUACAUUAUAAUCCUAAGGGGUUCAGAACUUCUCAUCGUCAACCAAUUGAACAAUAAGGUAGUAUUUCAAGAGGUACUAUUCAGUAAGGAAGACGAAAAGAUGCUGUAUUUAUGCGCUGAUUACUCACAAGACCCUGCCACGUUUUGGUGCCACUCAACUGAGAAUGUUUACGAGAUAGUAAUUGAAAAGCAUAUGGAAGGAAUUUGGCAGUUGCUCUGUGUUAAUGGCCAGUUUGAGACUGCAUUAAAUUUAAGUGGUUUAUCACAAUUGGAAAGUGAUUACAUCAGAGAAAGAUAUGCUGACUCGUUGUAUUCUGAGGGUAAAUGGUUAGAAGCUGCUGAAAGAUACGGUGCAGUUAAAACUGGUUCCUCAGUGGGUUCGCUGGCGUUGAAGUUUAUGAAAUUCGACGAUUUGCAGUACUUGCAAACCUUCUUGAUAACCAAGUUCAAGACGAUUGUAAACCAAUCAAACCAAACUCAAAUUUUCAUUUUAUCUUCUUGGAUUAUAUGGAACUUCAUGAACCAGUUAAACCAGGCAGAAGAAUCCAUCAACGAAGAAAGUAAUGAUACAAAAUUAGAGGAUCUAAAGGUGAUCAAGGAGAAAUUGGAAAAGGAUUAUCAACUUUUUGUACAAGAAAACUUGGACAAAUUGGAUAGAGAAACUGUUUAUCAACUUAUUUCACAACAAAAUAGAAAAAGUGAACUACUAUUCUUUGCCAAUAUGAUUGAAGAUUACCAAUAUGUGCUAAGUUAUUGGAUCAGAUCAGAUAACUGGUACGAAUCUCUGAAAGUAUUGGUGACACUACAGGAUGCUGAAUCUGUGUACAAAUAUGGGACCAUAUUACUGAUAAACGCACCCGAUGCAGCUGUCAAUACAUGGGUCCAAAUUCCGAACGUUGAUCCAGUUGAAUUAAUCCCUUCCAUGCUUGCAUACUUCAACCAUUACCAAGAGCAACAACGGUUAUCUCAUAGGCCUUUGCCGAAUUACGCCUUGGUAUAUUUAAAAUGGUGCAUUAAAGAACAUGAUUCUCAGGAUAGCCUCAUUCAUAACACUGCUAUAUAUAUGCUUUUGGUAUCGAUGGAUACAGACGAUCUAGAAGGCGAACAAGAAGUAAUCAAAUUUAUGAGUGAUUAUGCUUCGAAAUUUGAUCACAAUUUUAUAUUAAGAUUGAGUUUGAAAUUUCGCAGAUAUUCUGUUGCCAUUUAUAUCUACUCCGAAUUGAAGUUGUACGAUAAUGCAGUGGAUUUGGCCUUGUCAAAUGGAAUGAUAACCUCUGCAAAGAUAAUUGUCGGCUCCUUGGAGUCCGAAGACACGUACACACUAAAGAAAUUAUGGUUAAAGAUAGCUCGUGUUAUGAUUCAUGAAGAUAAAGAUAUGAAGGAAUCCAUCAGGACUAUAAUUGAAGAUUCCAAUAAAAUUCUAUCUAUCAAAGAUUUGUUGCCCUUAUUCAACGAACUAACUACAAUUGCAAACUUGAAGGAAGAAUUAAUAAGAAGUCUCGAAAAACAUCGGUCGUCCAUGUCACAUAUUUUUGAAGAGAUCAACGGCUCAAUUAAGAUUAAAAAAGAAAUAAAGCAGGAUAUCGAACUAUUUAACAAACGACACCAAUCAUUGAGGCCUGGGGUAUCAUGCGACAUCUGCGAAAAAUUGUUGCCCACUAGAAAGUUUUUUGUUUUUCCAUGUGGACAUAACUUCCACACAGAUUGUAUGAUUAAAGAGAUUAUCAAGUCAAAUGAAUUCAAUAUGAGAAGCCAAAUAGAGUCCUAUCAACGCAGGUUGGCUCGUCAUGGGAAGCAGUCCGUCAAUGUCCGAGAACUGGAUAGCUUACUGUCUACCAAGUGCUGCUUGUGCAGUGAUAUAAAAAUCAAUACAAUUGAUGAGCCAUUACAAGAAGAGGAUGAUAAGGAAAAUGAAUUGGCUUGGGAACUAUGA
Molecule: messenger RNA, 2754 nt
Organism: Eremothecium cymbalariae DBVPG#7215
Lineage: Eukaryota; Fungi; Ascomycota; Saccharomycetes; Saccharomycetales; Saccharomycetaceae
Gene: PEP3
Product: tethering complex subunit PEP3
Exons: 1
Coding region: 1-2754 (917 amino acids)
Biological process (GO): vacuole organization; intracellular protein transport; organelle fusion
Cellular component (GO): endosome; HOPS complex
Molecular function (GO): protein-macromolecule adaptor activity; protein binding
Source: RefSeq, a predicted model, not a curated record